AUGGUGAUGGAGAAAUCAAAACGAGCGCGCGCGAGCGAUGCGGGCGGGAAAGAGGCGAAGAAGGCUGCGGGGGCGAACGGACAAGCGGCGGCGACAAUGGCGGAGGAGAAGCUAGCGGAAUUCGUGGAGAAGAUGCGGAAACUGCACGAGGAGAUCGAGGAGGUGACGGACAAGGCGACCGAGGAGGUGCUGGAGGUGGAGCGCUCGUUUGUGUCACAACGCCGGAGGCCGCUGUACGAUAAGCGCAAGGCCGUGCUCGAUAAGAUCCCGCACUUCUGGCAAAACGUGCUGUGCAACUGCGGUGCCAUACGGCACAGCACGGUGGAGCAGGAUGUGAAGGUGUUGAAGCACCUCACGAGUCUAGACGUGGAGGAAUGCAAGGAGGAGGGCGAUAUCGGUUACACCAUCACCAUGACGUUCAGUCCGAAUCCGUUUUUCAGCAACGAGACCCUCACACGGGCGCUGGUGAUGCAGGAUGAGCUCACUCUGCGCGUCACAGGCACUCGCAUCAACUGGAAGGAGGGGCAGGACUACACAGCAGGCAUCAAGGCAUAUGUGGACGAUGAGGAGGAGGAGGAGGAGGGGAAGGAGGGGGAAGAGGGCAAGGAGCAGCUCGUCAGUUUGUUCAGCUGGAUAGCAUUUGGGGACGACGACCCCAUCUCUGUCGCGAAUGACGAUGUGAGUGGGGAACAAGGGGAAGGGAGAGGUGUGAGGAUGGGGUAG
Messenger RNA from Closterium sp. NIES-65, 723 nucleotides. NCBI's taxonomy places the organism in Eukaryota, Viridiplantae, Streptophyta, Zygnematophyceae, Desmidiales, Closteriaceae. The record is from the annotation of a GenBank genome assembly.